AUGGCCACCGCCGCAGUCCGCCGCCUACUCCGUCCCACCUCCUCCACCGCCUUGUCCCGUGCCUGCCGCCUCCUCUCCUCCACCGCUUCUUCACCGCCGAACCGCAGCCCCAACACGAACAGCCCCGUCUCCUUCGACUGGUCCGACGACGACGAGAGUCCCCCCGCACCUCCACCCGCAUCCCCGGCAAAGAACCCCACUCUGCCGCCGCCCUACGACCCCUUCAGCAAGAAGCCCGCCGUGGCAGACCCACCCGACUCCACCAACCUUCAGGAAGUCUUCCACCGGAUGCGCACCGGAGGGCUUACUGACUAUGCCAUCAAGAUGUUCGACGGAUUGUCCAAGGACGGGCUCACGCACGAAGCGUUGGCUCUCUUCUCGAUCAUCAAGGAUAAGGGCGCCAUGCCCGAUGUCGUUGCCCACACAGCCGUCCUGGAGGCCUACGCGAAUGCUGGCCCCGGCCACUGGGGUGACGCCGUGCGGACCUACAAGCGCAUGCUCUCCAGCGGGGUCGCGCCGAAUGCGUACACCAUGGCCGUGCUCGUCAAGGGGCUUGCGGCGAGCGACCGGUGCGCGGAGGCCGGCAAGUACCUGCUGGAGAUGCUCGACCGUGGGAUGCGGCCCAAUGUUGAGACGUGCCUGGCUACCUUUGAGGCGCACGUCAGGAUGAACAAGGUGGAAGAGGGGAAGGCUCUGCUGGAGAUGAUGAAGAAGAAGGGGUUCGUGUUGGACGAGGAGGGGGUGCGCAGCGGCACCGUCAAGCGGGGGCAUGUCUUCAGGGCUGUCAUGAACAUGCUCUUUGGAAAGUGA
Triticum turgidum subsp. durum (durum wheat) is the source of this 810-nucleotide messenger RNA. The record is from the annotation of a GenBank genome assembly. NCBI's taxonomy places the organism in Eukaryota, Viridiplantae, Streptophyta, Magnoliopsida, Poales, Poaceae.